This is a messenger RNA of Amphibalanus amphitrite, 4094 nucleotides long. RefSeq names its product metabotropic glutamate receptor-like. Gene Ontology annotation, molecular function: group II metabotropic glutamate receptor activity. Gene Ontology annotation, biological process: regulation of synaptic transmission, glutamatergic; G protein-coupled glutamate receptor signaling pathway. Gene Ontology annotation, cellular component: membrane. Lineage: Eukaryota; Metazoa; Arthropoda; Thecostraca; Balanomorpha; Balanidae. The coding region runs from base 1 to 2631 and encodes 876 amino acids. The record is from RefSeq and is a predicted model, not a curated record. The transcript is spliced from 10 exons.
AUGACACCGGACCACUCGGUGCUGCUGGACGGUGACCUGGUGCUCGGCGGCCUGUUCCCCGUGCACGAGAAGGGUGACGGCACGCCGUGCAGCGCCAAACUGUACAACCGCGGCCUGCAGCGGCUCGAGGCCAUGCUGUUCGCCGUGGACCGCAUCAACAGCGACCGCCGCCUGCUGCCGCACACCACCAUCGGCGUCAACAUCCUGGACACGUGCAGCACCGACACGUACGCGCUCAACCAGUCGCUGGCCUUCAUCAAGGCGCCGCUGGACGUCAUGGACACAGUGGCCUUCGAGUGCGCCGACCGGUCCACACCCCGGCCCAAAUAUCGUUUCAAAUCGGUCAGCGGAGUAGUUGGCGGCUCGUAUAGCACAAUCUCCAUCAACGUCGCCAACUUGUUCAGACUCUUCCGCAUCCCGCAAAUCUCUCCAGCGUCCACUGCACAGGCGUUGAGUGAUAAAACUCGUUACGAGUUUUUCGCGAGGACGGUGCCGCCGGACACGUUUCAGGCCACGGCACUAGUGGACAUGGUGCAGUUGUUCAACUGGUCCUACGUUAGCACAAUCGCUUCUGAUGGUUACUACGGACACAGCGGCAUGGACGCAUUCCACCGCCAGGCUGCAGAACGGAACAUCUGUAUAGCGGUGGCGGAAAAGGUGCCGCGCGACGCCACUGCAAAAACCUUCGAGAACAUCAUCAUGAACCUGCAGAAGAAGCCGAUGGCCCGGGGAGUGAUCCUCUUCGUCAGAGCCGAAGAUGCAAGAGGUGUGCUGGAGGCGGCGAAGCGCCUGCGGCUGCGCGAGCCGUUCCACUGGAUCGCCAGCGACGGCUGGGGCAAACAGGAGAGCCUGGUGCACGGCGUCGAGGAGGUGGCCGAGGGCGCCAUCACCGUGGAGCUGACGUCGCGCCGGGUGGCCGCCUUCGACCGCUACAUGGCCGAGCUGACGCCCGACACGAACCGGCGCAACCCGUGGUUCCGCGACUACUGGCAGGCGUUCUUCGGCUGCUCGCUGGCGCCGGACGCGGCCGAGGACACCGCCUGCGACCCGGCGCUGCGGCUGCGGACAGAGACCGGCUUCGUCCAGGAGUCCAAGGUGCAGUUUGUCAUUGACGCCGUCUACGCGUUCGCGCACGCUCUCGAGGCACUGCAGCUGAAUGUCUGCGGCGUCAAUCUGGCAGUCUGUCAAGAGAUGAGGAAGUAUGACGGAGGCGACUUCUACAAAAAGUACAUCCUGAACGUGUCGUUCACAGACAUGGCUGGAAGUAAAGUGAUGUUUGAUGAGCGGGGAGACGGGAUGGCUCGAUACACCAUCUUCAACUAUCAGCGGGACCCAGUCACUGGGCUUCACCAGUAUAAGGUGAUCGGCCAGUGGGAGGGGGAGCUGAACAUGAGCGCCGACAGCGUCCGGUGGAACCGCGGCCCGGAUGACCUGGUCAAUAGAGUGCCGCUCUCCGUCUGCUCGCUACCCUGUGAAGUCGGAGAGGUCAAGUACAUGCAACAGGGCGAUACGUGCUGCUGGAUGUGUGACAAGUGCGAGCCGUUCGAGUUCAUGAAGGACGAACACACGUGCGAGGACUGUGGUCACGGCCGGUGGCCCUACCCCGACAAGCUCUCCUGCUACGACCUCGAGGUGCAGUACAUGAAGUGGAGCUCGCCGCUGGCCAUCGGGCCCAUCGCCAUCGCAGUCAUCGGCAUCCUGCUGACGCUGCUGGUGAUAGCACUGUUCCUGCGGCACGACGAUACACCGAUCGUGAAGGCGUCUGGCCGCGAGCUGAGCUACAUGCUGCUGGCCGGCAUCCUCAUCUGCUACCUCAACACGUUCCUGCUGCUCACCAAGCCCAGUCCCGCCGCCUGCGCCCUGCAGCGCGUCGGCGUCGGGCUUGGCUUCGCCUUCAUCUACAGCGCCCUCUUCACCAAGACCAACCGGAUCUCGCGCAUCUUCGACUCGGCGUCGCGCUCUGCCAAGCGUCCGAGCUUCAUCAGCCCCAAGUCCCAGAUCGUGAUCACGACGCUGCUCAUCUCCGUGCAGCUGCUGGCCACGGCCGUGUGGCUGCUGGUCGAGCUGCCCGGCGUGCGCUACGACUACCCGGACCGCGGCCAGGUCAUCCUCAAGUGCCGCAUCAAGGACUCGUCGUUCCUGGUGUCGCUCGUCUACAACAUGGUGCUGAUCGUCGUGUGCACCGUGUACGCCGUCAAGGCGCGCAAGGUGCCCGAGAACUUCAACGAGACCAAGUUCAUCGCCUUCACCAUGUACACGACGUGCAUCAUCUGGCUGGCGUUCGUGCCCAUCUACUUCGGCACGGGGAACUCGUUCGAGGUUCAGAUCACCACGCUGUGCGUGGCCAUCAGUCUGUCGGCCUCGGUGGCGCUUAUCUGCCUGUACGCGCCCAAGGUCUACAUCAUCGUCUUCCACCCGGAGAAGAACGUGCGGAAGCUGACGAUGAACAGCGCUACCUAUCGAAGAGUGCCGUCAAGUUCGGCGGCACCAUCUCUCAACCACACUUCGGCCACGACCGAGGUGAAGCUGUUGGCGUCCUCGGGGGCCGGCUCCCAGGCCACGGCCACCUCUGUGGUUCCCCAGGAGGACGGCGACCACCGACAGCGGCCCAACAACACGGCGCCCUUAUGAGAGCAGGCCUCUGGCGCGGCCGGCCGUGCGCCGCCGCCGGCGCCGGCCGUGCACGUGGUGGAGAACCCGCUGCCGGCCGAGGAGCCGGCGCUGCGGCGCUGGGUGUCGGCCACCGGCCGCAGGGGCGCCGCCGACUCGGACGGACCGCCCAGCUACGCCUCGGUGGUGGGGCCGGCGCGCGGCACGCCCGACUGGACGCCGGAGGCGGCUGCCGACUGGCCCGACGAGGACGACUCGACGAGGGCGCACUGUGGCGACUCGCCGCUCUCCAACGGCGUCGAGCCGGCGCUGCUGCCGGCCGCCGACAUUUACACAGAUGCCAAGGAGUUGGCCAUCUAGGUCGAACUUUGACUGCUAAUUCGCAGCAGGAACGAUGCAGGGGAAUUCGGCAUAGGAAGCGUCCUUCGUAUGAAACUUUGUGACUUUGUUCAGGUUUCAGAGAAUGCAACUGGAGUGCUAUGGGGACUGGAAACGAGUGCUAUUGGCAUGUCAAAGCGUGCGCACAAGUGCAAUGUCUGUGGAAAUGUGCUGGCUGAGGUUCGGUGUCGAUAAGUGGUUCUGCCGAACUAAAGACGGGUGUGCUCUGCUCUGGGAAUGAGUCCUAUUUUACCGCUUUUUUCCUUGACAGUAUCGAGGUUAUUAAUGAUAGACGUCGCAUGGGUGAGCCGAUAGUGUAAAGAGGCUAGGCGUGAACGUAAACAGUUAAAUAUUAUCCUUGCAUCAUGUUAUUUGCCAACACGGCUCCAGAAUGUCUUCAUCUCAUGCUGUAUGCAUCGACUCCAUUCAUUGUACAUAGUUUUGUUAAACAUACCUAGGUACAGAUAGUGAAACAUGCGACCGAUCUGCUUAGCUUACCCGGGUCAAAAUGGCAGUCAACGUGCAUUCUCACCUAUCAAUCCAUCGCCUGUUUGAAAAAAAAAAAUGAUUGGCAGAAGCGCACAAAAGUACAUCUUCAACGUAUAAAAAAGACUGGAGCCUAAAAUCACAAGAACAGCGUAACAGCCGAUCAUAGAAGAGCAUCACAGGCAUGUACUUUAUGACACAUUGGCCCUAUUUUUUACGCUGUGUAGGUGUACGAAUCUAUAUGUUUGUCCAGUCUCUGUGAACUACGCAGGUCUUUUAUUGACGCCCAUACGACUCAGUGAACGAAUAUUGGAGUGCAUCCCUUUCAACGCAAUAGGCUCUUAGUAUUCAUGUGCACUAUAAUUUGUAUGCUUUGCCCUGUGAAGGUGCGUGUGUCUGUGAUAACUUUAAGUAACUCGUGAGACAUUGCUCUCAAGAAGUCAGUUUUUCAAGGGAGCUUAUAUUUAAAUCUAUCAUAGUUCUUAUUGUCCUCUACGGCAAUAGCGUUUCGGAAGUGUUGUUCUGUGUUUACAUGUGUGCAGGUAGAUGUGACGUUGCUUUCUUGGGUAAUAACAAUCCUACGAUCUCUACCAAUACACCGCUCCGUUUUUAUUGUAAAA